This is a messenger RNA of Solanum dulcamara, 1973 nucleotides long. RefSeq lists its product as uncharacterized. The transcript is spliced from 6 exons. The record is from RefSeq and is a predicted model, not a curated record. Bases 222 to 1649 code for a protein of 475 amino acids. Lineage: Eukaryota; Viridiplantae; Streptophyta; Magnoliopsida; Solanales; Solanaceae. Gene Ontology annotation, molecular function: DNA binding.
UCCGUCACUGUACUACGUGGCAUCCCAACCCAAAUAAAAUUUCUGCCCCUUCCAUUCUCUGUUCUUCUGUUCUUAUACUUUCCCUUCAUUUUUUUUUCAUCUCCCCUGUUUACACUACUGUGUAUAUCUCAUAAUAUUUUUGGGGGGUUACAAGAGAAGCGAAGCUAAAAUACCCCUCUUAUUCUGGUUUAACUUUUAUUUUUUUCAAGAUUUUUGCAGCAAUGGUAGCAGAUGCACUGAAUCAAGUUGAGGGAGCUCGGCAAGGUGCCUCAUCCAUGAUUAGCUCAAAGUUGGAAACUGUGGCUACUCAGGGAAAGGUCCCACCUUGUCUUGCCAAUGAAAAUGUGCUAAAGGUUAGGAAGCCUUAUACUAUUACAAAACAGAGAGAGAAAUGGACAGAGGAAGAACACCAGAGAUUUCUUGAAGCCUUGAAGCUGUAUGGCCGUGCUUGGCGCCAAAUAGAAGAAUAUGUUGGAAGCAAAACUGCAAUUCAGAUUCGUAGUCAUGCGCAGAAGUUUUUUGCCAAGGUUGCUCGAGAUUCAGGGAAUGAUGGUGAUGAAUCCCUUAAUGCAAUUGACAUACCUCCUCCUCGGCCGAAGAAGAAACCUAUGCGUCCAUACCCUCGCAAGAUGGCUGAUUCUCCUGCAGCUAACAAGGCAGUUUCAGGUCAGCCUGAAAGGUCUCCUUCUCCAGAUGUAUCAGGAAGGGACAGUCGUUCUCCAGAUUCAGUUUUGUCAGCAAGUGGUUUAGGUGUUUGUGAAUAUCCAGUUGCUGAGCAGCAGAACUCUCACUUUUCACCAGUCUCUUGUACUACGGAUGCACACACUGCAAAUAUAAUUUCUGCAGAGAAUGAUGAUGAAAGUAUGAGCUCAAACUCCAACACCUCCAACACCUUGGAGGAAAUCCAUGUUGCAUUAAAGCCAGUAGCUGCUAGUACCAGCCUGAUUACCAAUUCUGACAUGGAAUGUGAUAUUGUUCUUAGGGAGAAUUCGUGUAAUGGUGAAAAACUACCUGUUGAAGCGCCUUCAGCAAGUAUCAAGCUGUUCGGACAGACAGUUUUCGUACCAGGUGCCAAUAACCUUGAUCUGCAAGCUCCAUACAACUGCAACUCAUUUCCAUCUAAAGCCACAGAAAAGGAAGUCACAAUCAGCAAUGAAGAUUUACUUCAUGGAUUCCAAGCUAACCAAGCGAAUUCACCGUUUAUACUUGCCAUGGUUCCAGGCAAUAUGAUUCCACCAGCUUCUUGGUUGUCACAAAACAUGCUUGAAAACAAUCCUGAGAGUACUGCAACCUUCCCUACUACAAUUUCUUGGUGGUCCUGGUACCAAGAUCUUGUGUAUCGAUCUAUCUCAUCGUGUGGCCAAACAGCCGUGGAGACUGCGACUGCUGUUCAUUGUCAGGGACCAAAAGAUGAAGAACCUCAAAGAGAGGGAUCAUCGACUAGUUCAAGCCUUGGCUCAGCUAGUGUAGUUGACGAUGGAAACAGAAGUUCUGAUACAGUUGAGUCCAAAUGUGCAACCAAGAGCGACAUAUGGAGCAGAAGUAAGGGAUUUGUACCAUACAAAAUAUGUUUAACAGAGAGGGAUGACAAGUCAUCUGGAGCUGUUUUAGAAGAGAGAGAAUCACAGAGUGUCCGAGUGUGUUCAUAGCAAUUUUUGGUACAGCUUCCUCUGUUAGUCUGAAGUUCUAGUGAUCUGCACAGCGUUUCUGUUUUAUUAACCAACGGCUGUUUAGGAGUCUUAGGUCCAAGACACUGUCAACUUUUUAACGUUGUCGACAUUCUUUUGGUUUCCCACCAUAUUUUUCAGCUGGACAUGAAACUGAGUUUGCAGCCAAAAGACACGCAGCUGCAAUAUUUCUUAUUAACUGAUCGUGUAGCAGUUGUUCUGUAUACCACUUUGUAACCCUCUUCACAGUGUUUUAACUCUAAUGUUAUCUAAAAUACAACCUGUUAUCUCUUGUUUCGUUUUUGA